Molecule: messenger RNA, 1315 nt
Organism: Trichomycterus rosablanca
Lineage: Eukaryota; Metazoa; Chordata; Actinopteri; Siluriformes; Trichomycteridae
Gene: ska2
Product: spindle and kinetochore associated complex subunit 2
Exons: 7
Coding region: 10-693 (227 amino acids)
Biological process (GO): chromosome segregation; cell division; mitotic cell cycle
Cellular component (GO): outer kinetochore; spindle microtubule
Molecular function (GO): microtubule binding
Source: RefSeq, a predicted model, not a curated record
CUAUUCAACAUGGAGACAGCAGUGGAUAAACUGGAGGCCAUGUUCCAGAAGGCCGAGGCUGAUAUCCAGUAUGUGGAGAAACGUCUGAAGUUCGAUUUCGUGACGAGCGCCCGGGACAGCGGCACCGUCGAGGGAAACCCCGUCCAGCUGCUGGAGACGUUAGCGGCGAUUAAAUCCCGUCAUGCGGCUCUGUGCGCUCAGGUGGAGGACAUCGCGGCCGAACAGAAACGCUCCAUGGAUUCCAUCAGGUCUCACCUGAACGGCACGGUCAGACUGGUGGAGGAGCUGCAGAGCACGGCGGAUGUGGAGGUUCCUCCACUGAGCGAGGAGGAGCAGGAGGCGCGAGAUUCUCUCUGUUCGUCAGUCUCGGCUCUCUCCGUGCAGGUGCUCUCUGAACCUCCCGGCCAAGAAGAAUCCAAAUCUCAGGAGAAGCCGGAGGAAGUGAGCGAGGACGAGUUUGAAACUGUCCCACGGAGCGUUCGAGGAAGCGUCAAGCUGAGUGAGGUGAACGUUCUGUACAGACAGCUGAUGGAUCACUUCUCCUCGGAGAGCAGCAGCAGAGCAGCUCUGAGUCUGCAGAAGAUGAAGAAGCUGAACAUGAAGCCGAGUGACUCCGCCCUCAGGACCCUGCAGCACCUCUCACUCAUCCAGCUGGACAAGAAGGGUCACGUCACUCUGCCCUCACGAGACUGAGGAGACCAGAGACGCCAACGUUCACGCUACAGAAUAAACUCUUAAAAGAUUAGAAGCUCGGGGGGGGUUGGGAGGUCGGGAGCACCAGUCUUGACUGGUUUAUACUGGAGCAGCAGGACAGUCAAACAGGAUCCAUACUGAAGCUUUACACUCACUACAGUCUAAAUGUCUCCAAAAUAUAAUUCUUCCAAAUAUCUCUCAAAUUUAGUCAUAUCCACUUCCCUACACAACCUGAUUAAGGAUACUCGGAUCAUUACACGCCCCCUCCGCCACGUGUCCUCUCUGCUGCCGCUUCUUAUCACCUACCAGUGUUGGGUUUCCCACAUAGAGCCGUAUCACGUAUGUGACUCCCGGACCGGUCCCGGUGAUCGACGCCGUCCGACCUUCCCUCCCUCAGACACGCCCAGUCGUGUUUGUGUGACCGCGUCGGCGGCUCUGCCGGGAUUUCAAAACGCCAGUUCCAACUCUUAAGUCUACGUGACAGUAAAUGAGUGUGUGUGUGUGAGUGAAUUUACUAUAGUCCACCAGAGGGAGUCUCAGACCCUACACACGGGGGGGGGGGGGGGGGGUCAACAAAGUACUACUGUUUAAAUCUGUAGUAUUUUAUUCAUUGUAUCCUGGA